Molecule: messenger RNA, 594 nt
Organism: Astyanax mexicanus (Mexican tetra)
Lineage: Eukaryota; Metazoa; Chordata; Actinopteri; Characiformes; Acestrorhamphidae
Product: PRELI domain-containing protein 1, mitochondrial-like
Exons: 1
Coding region: 40-594 (184 amino acids)
Biological process (GO): phospholipid transport
Cellular component (GO): mitochondrial intermembrane space
Molecular function (GO): phosphatidic acid transfer activity
Source: RefSeq, a predicted model, not a curated record
GCCGCCCUGUUCUUUGCCAUUGAGGUUUAAUUGGAAAUAAUGGUGACGGAUUUUAGCUUUGUAGGAUUAAUUAAAGGAACAUGGAACCAAGUGUCUACAGCAUUCUGGCAAAAAUACCCAAACCCUUACAGUACAAAUGUUUUGACUGAAGACGUUAUCUUUCGGGAGGUGACUCCUGAUAACCGUCUCCUUUCCAGACGACUUUUGACCAAAACUGGCCCUGUACCACGCUGGGCUGAGAGCUUCUUUACAAGUUUCACAGCCUACUACGUCAUUGAGGACUCUGUAGUGGAUCCUGUCAACAAAACAAUGGUCACUUUCACACGAAACAUCAGCCAUACACAUUUUAUCUCUGUGAAGGAGCAAUGUGUGUACAGAGUGAACCCCGAAGAUAGCAACUGGACGGAGAUCAAUAAAAAGGCUUGGAUCUCCUCCAGCAUGUUUGGCCUCUCCAAACCUGUAAAGGAAUUAGGCCUAGCAAGAGUUAAGGACACUGUCCCAAACACUAUGAAAGGAUUUGAAUACAUCUUGGCCAAAAUGAUGGAUGAAGAAAAGGCGAAAGACAUGGCCUCUCAAGCACAGAAAAAACAAUAG